CUUUUUGGAUAUAGCCGAUGUUGAUCACACUAUUAGGCACUCUGGCUGCUUUUCUCGCAUUCCUAUUGACAUUGAUCUUUGGCCGCGGCCAGAAAAGAUUCAAACCCGUCCAAUCGUCAGCAACAACAUCGGCCACGACAGCAACAACUAGCGAGAGCGACAACGCCAACACCAAUCACAACUCCAGCGUGAUUGCAGCUACAGCAACAACAACUAUUACCAAUCCUUCGGCUGCAGCAGCAACAUCGCCAUCCGAAACCACAUCGGCGAUAAAAACGGGUGAUAAUAGAUUUCCCAAGACCUGUAUCAAAAAAGUCAAGUUCUCCAGCGAAAGUCUCAAGUCCGAGGUGGAGGAUCUGUGCGUACAGUUGAAGGAUAACGCACUGACCGACCUAAGCAACGACCACAUCCGCAUCACCUGCCAUCAGAACAACAAUAAUACCAUCAACAAAAACAAGAACAACAACAGCAUCGAUAUCGACAUCAACAUAAAGAUGAGCGAAACAAAUGAGUCCAAUGACACCGCAAACCAAUCCGCGGAGGGAGAGAGGCCCAGCUUUUUGGUGGGCGACGAGAUCGACGAGAAGGCUGCCGAGGCAGGAGAGGCCUGCGAUGAGUUCCCCCAGAAAAUGCAGAGCGAUGUUCGGCAGAACGGCGAUAUUUCCGAGCGACGCAAGCGGUUAAGGCCGAGCAUGUCGCGUGGCACUGGCCUAGGUCAGGAUCGUCAUCAGGAUCGUGAUUUCCACAUCGCUACCACCGAGGAAUUUGUGAAGCGAUUUGGCGGCACCCGUGUGAUUAAUCGUGUCCUGAUCGCCAACAAUGGUAUCGCGGCCGUCAAGUGCAUGCGUUCCAUCCGAAGAUGGGCCUACGAGAUGUUCAAGAACGAAAGGGCUAUCCGAUUUGUGGUGAUGGUCACGCCAGAGGAUCUAAAGGCGAAUGCCGAAUACAUCAAGAUGGCUGAUCACUAUGUGCCCGUGCCCGGUGGAUCCAACAACAAUAACUACGCCAAUGUUGAGCUCAUUGUGGACAUUGCGCUUCGCACUCAAGUGCAGGCCGUAUGGGCUGGUUGGGGUCAUGCCUCCGAGAACCCGAAGCUGCCAGAGCUCCUCAACAAGGAGGGUUUGGUGUUCCUUGGCCCGCCGGAACGUGCUAUGUGGGCGCUGGGAGACAAGGUAGCCUCCUCUAUUGUCGCCCAGACAGCCGAUAUUCCCACCCUGCCCUGGUCGGGUUCCGACCUGAAGGCCCAGUACAGUGGCAAGAAGAUCAAGAUAUCCAGCGAACUAUUCGCCCGCGGCUGUGUGACCAAUGUUGAACAGGGUCUGGCCGCAGUUAACAAGAUUGGCUUUCCCGUAAUGAUCAAGGCCUCGGAGGGCGGUGGUGGCAAGGGCAUUCGUCGCGUCGACACAGCUGAGGAAUUCCCAGCUCUGUUCCGCCAGGUUCAAGCCGAGGUGCCCGGAUCACCAAUUUUCGUAAUGAAGCUAGCCCGCGGUGCUCGCCACUUGGAGGUACAGCUGCUGGCUGAUCAGUACGGUAAUGCUAUCAGCUUGUUCGGCCGUGAUUGCUCCAUCCAACGUCGCCAUCAAAAGAUUAUUGAGGAAGCCCCUGCCAUUGUGGCUCAGCCAGAAGUGUUUGAGGACAUGGAGAAAGCAGCAGUGCGACUGGCUAAGAUGGUUGGUUAUGUCAGUGCUGGUACCGUGGAAUAUCUUUAUGAUCCGGAGGGUCGUUACUUCUUCCUGGAGCUGAAUCCCCGUCUGCAGGUGGAGCAUCCGUGUACGGAAAUGGUUGCCGAUGUAAAUCUGCCGGCCGCCCAGCUACAGAUUGGAAUGGGAAUUCCACUUUACCGGCUUAAGGACAUCCGUCUACUGUACGGAGAGUCCCCAUGGGGCUCCUCUGUCAUUGAUUUUGAAACUCCGCCUAACAAACCGCGUCCCUCCGGACAUGUCAUCGCUGCUCGUAUCACCUCAGAGAAUCCUGACGAGGGCUUCAAGCCCAGUUCUGGUACUGUGCAGGAGCUAAACUUCCGGUCCAGCAAGAACGUGUGGGGCUACUUCAGUGUGGCCGCCAGUGGAGGAUUGCACGAAUUUGCUGACUCACAAUUUGGACAUUGUUUCUCCUGGGGAGAAAAUCGUCAGCAGGCUCGUGAGAAUCUUGUAAUUGCGCUUAAGGAGCUUUCCAUUCGUGGUGAUUUCCGUACCACCGUCGAGUACCUGAUCACUCUGUUGGAGACAAAUCGUUUCUUGGACAACAGCAUCGACACCGCUUGGUUAGAUGCUUUGAUUGCAGAGCGCGUCCAAUCGGAGAAACCGGAUAUCCUUUUAGGAGUAAUGUGUGGAUCCCUGCACAUUGCUGAUCGUCAGAUCACCGAGAGCUUCUCCAGCUUCCAAACCUCGCUGGAGAAAGGUCAAAUUCAGGCGGCCAAUACGCUGACCAAUGUCGUGGAUGUGGAGCUAAUCAACGAUGGCAUCCGUUAUAAGGUGCAGGCCGCCAAAAGUGGUGCCAACUCUUAUUUCCUGCUGAUGAACAGUUCGUUCAAGGAGAUCGAGGUGCACCGACUCUCUGACGGUGGCCUGCUUAUCUCUUUCGAGGGUGCCUCCUACACCACCUACAUGAAGGAGGAGGUGGAUCGCUACCGCAUUGUGAUUGGCAACCAGACUUGUGUCUUUGAAAAGGAGAAUGAUCCCUCCCUUUUGCGCAGUCCUUCAGCCGGAAAGCUCAUCAAUAUGAUUGUGGAAGACGGCGCCCAUGUGGCAAAGGGCCAGGCAUUUGCUGAAAUUGAGGUCAUGAAGAUGGUGAUGACUUUGACGUCUCAGGAGGCUGGUACAGUGACAUUUGUACGCCGUCCGGGAGCGGUUCUGGAUGCAGGAUCCCUGCUGGGACAUUUGGAGCUGGACGAUCCGUCGCUGGUGACGAAAGCGCAGCCGUUCAAGGGCCAGUUCCCACAGCCGGAGAAUGCACCGGUACCGGAAAAGUUGAACAGAGUGCACAAUACCUACAAGAGCAUCCUGGAGAACACACUGGCUGGAUAUUGCUUGCCAGAGCCGUUUAAUGCCCAGAGGCUAAGGGACAUCAUUGAGAAAUUCAUGCAGAGUUUGCGGGAUCCCUCGCUGCCGCUGCUAGAGUUGCAGGAGGUUAUUGCCUCCAUAUCGGGUCGCAUUCCGAUCUCAGUAGAGAAGAAGAUCCGAAAGCUAAUGACGCUCUACGAGCGGAACAUUACCAGUGUGCUGGCCCAGUUCCCCUCGCAACAGAUUGCUAGUGUGAUCGACAGCCAUGCAGCUACUUUACAGAAACGCGCUGACCGAGAUGUGUUCUUCCUGACCACCCAAAGCAUUGUACAAUUGGUGCAGCGCUAUCGGAAUGGAAUCCGUGGCAGAAUGAAGGCUGCCGUACAUGAGCUUCUGCGCCAGUAUUACGACGUGGAAUCGCAGUUCCAGCACGGCCAUUACGACAAGUGCGUAGGCCUAGUGCGAGAGCACAACAAAGACGACAUGCAGACAGUGGUCAACACCAUCUUCUCGCACUCUCAGGUAGCCAAGAAGAAUCUACUGGUCACGCUCCUAAUAGAUCACCUCUGGGCCAACGAACCUGGACUGACCGACGAAUUGGCCAACACACUCAGUGAGCUGACCUCCCUAAACCGAGCGGAACACUCAAGGGUGGCGCUGCGAUCCCGUCAAGUGCUGAUCGCUGCCCACCAGCCGGCCUAUGAGCUGCGCCACAACCAAAUGGAGUCGAUAUUCCUAUCGGCCGUUGACAUGUACGGCCAUGACUUCCACCCCGAGAAUUUGCAGCGCUUGAUUCUGUCGGAAACCUCGAUCUUUGACAUCCUGCACGACUUUUUCUAUCACUCCAACCGAGCUGUGUGCAAUGCCGCUCUGGAGGUUUAUGUAAGAAGAGCUUACACCUCCUAUGAGCUGACCUGCCUGCAGCAUCUGGAGCUCUCCGGUGGUUUGCCGCUGGUGCACUUCCAGUUUCUCCUUCCCACCGCCCAUCCGAAUAGGCUGUUCUCACGCAUGUCCUCCCCCGAAGGAUUAGAUCAGGCAGCAGCUGAAUCCUUAGGAAGCUCAUUUGUACGCACCGGUGCGAUUGCGGCUUUCGACUCCUUUGAACACUUUGAGAUGUACUCAGAUGAGAUUUUGGACCUACUCGAGGACUUUGUCUCGCCAGCCAUGGUGAACGCUAAAGUGUUGGAGGCUGUGGAAGCUGCGGAUUCCAUCUCGGACAGCCGACACAGCACCUCGAUUAAUGUGUCUCUUUCGGAUCCUGUGACCCGUGCAAACGCUGCUGAAGAAGCCAAGUCCACGGAACCUAUUCAUAUUGUAAGUGUGGCCGUCAGGGAAACGGGAGACUUAGAUGACCUGCAGAUGGCUCAAAUCUUUGGGCGUUAUUGUGAGGAGCACAACGAGGAGCUCUUCCAGAGACGUAUCCGUAGGAUUACCUUUGCCGCUCUUAAGAAGAGACAAUUCCCGAAGUUCUUCACUUAUCGAGCCAGGGACAAGUUCACGGAGGAUCGUAUUUACCGUCAUCUGGAGCCAGCUUCUGCUUUCCAUCUCGAAUUAAAUCGUAUGAAGACUUACGAUCUUGAGGCUCUGCCCACAGCUAACCAGAAAAUGCACCUAUACCUUGGUAAGGCCAAGGUAUCCAAGGGGCAGGAGGUGACAGACUACCGGUUCUUCAUUCGCUCGAUCAUCCGUCACUCAGAUCUGAUUACCAAAGAAGCUUCUUUCGAGUAUCUGCAGAAUGAAGGAGAGCGUGUGUUACUUGAGGCCAUGGAUGAGUUGGAGGUAGCCUUCUCACACCCACAUGCCAAGCGCACCGACUGCAACCACAUUUUCCUGAACUUUGUGCCCACUGUCAUAAUGGACCCGGCUAAGAUUGAAGAGUCAGUGACAAAGAUGAUCAUGCGAUAUGGCCCGCGUCUUUGGAAGCUGCGUGUGUUGCAGGCCGAACUCAAGAUGGUCAUCCGUCAGUCGCCGCAGUCGCCCACUCAGGCAGUGCGCCUUUGCAUUGCGAAUGACUCUGGCUACUUCCUAGAUAUUUCCAUGUACACGGAGCAAACGGAACCAGAGACAGGAAUCAUAAAAUUCAAGGCGUACGGAGAGAAGCAAGGAUCUCUGCAUGGCCAUCCAAUCUCCACGCCCUACAUGACAAAGGACUUCCUGCAGCAGAAGCGAUUCCAAGCGCAGUCAAACGGUACCACCUAUGUUUACGAUGUGCCCGACAUGUUCCGCCAGAUGACUGAACGUCACUGGAGGGAGUUUUCAAAGGCUCGUCCUACGGUGGAUAUCCGCAUUCCCGACAAGAUCCUAAUCGAAUGCAAGGAGCUCGUUCUCGAAGGCGAUAGCCUUGUUGAGAUGCAGCGUCUACCCGGCGAAAAUAAUUGUGGCAUGGUGGCUUGGAGCAUUGUCCUUGCAACUCCUGAAUAUCCGAAUGGCCGUGAGAUUAUUGUAAUAGCCAACGACCUUACUUACCUGAUUGGUUCCUUUGGCAUCAAGGAGGACGUACUGUUCGCCAAAGCCUCCCAGUUGGCCCGUCAACGUAAAGUGCCCAGGAUUUACAUCUCCGUUAACAGCGGUGCCCGCAUCGGACUUGCUGAGGAGGUGAAAGCGAUGUUCAAGAUCGCAUGGGAGGAUCCAGAGGAGCCCGACAAGGGCUUUAAGUACCUUUAUUUGACCACCGAGGAUUACGCCCAGGUGGCCAAUCUGAACUCGGUGAGGGCCAUCCUGAUCGAAGAUGAGGGUGAGCAGCGUUACAAGAUCACCGAUAUCAUCGGCAAAGACGACGGACUGGGUGUGGAGAACCUGCGGUACGCUGGUUUGAUUGCCGGUGAGACGUCGCAGGCUUAUGAUGAGAUCGUGACCAUCGCAAUGGUCACCUGUCGUACAAUCGGUAUUGGAUCGUAUGUGGUGCGUCUGGGCCAGCGCGUCAUUCAAAUCGACAACUCGCACAUCAUACUCACAGGAUACGCUGCCCUCAACAAGUUGUUGGGUCGUAAAGUGUAUGCCUCCAACAAUCAAUUGGGUGGCACCCAGAUUAUGUUCAACAACGGAGUCACCCAUAAGACUGAGGCCAUCGAUCUUGAUGGUGUCUACACCAUCCUUGACUGGCUCUCGUACAUCCCUGCCUACAUUGGUUGCGAAUUGCCCAUUAUUCUGCCUAGUGAUCGCAUCGACCGGCCUGUGGACUUCAUGCCCACAAAGUCGCCGUACGACCCUCGUUGGAUGCUCGGAGGCCGCGUGAAUCCCGUGAAUGCAAAUGACUGGGAAAACGGAUUCUUUGAUCGAGACUCCUGGAGCGAAAUCAUGGCGCCGUGGGCCAAGACAGUUGUCACCGGACGUGCUCGUUUGGGCGGUGUCCCCGUGGGCGUAAUUGCUGUUGAGACACGCACCGUGGAAGUGGAGAUGCCCGCUGAUCCCGCCAAUCUAGACUCGGAAGCCAAAACGCUACAACAGGCGGGUCAAGUGUGGUAUCCGGACUCCUCAUACAAAACGGCACAGGCAAUCAAGGACUUCUCGCGAGAGGAGCUGCCACUUAUUGUGUUUGCCAAUUGGCGUGGCUUCUCCGGAGGCAUGAAAGAUAUGUACGAGCAAAUCGUCAAAUUUGGGGCGUAUAUUGUCGAUGGACUGCGAGAGUACAAGAAGCCGGUGCUCAUUUACCUGCCGCCCAAUGCUGAGCUGCGAGGUGGAGCCUGGGCUGUGCUGGAUUCUCUCAUUAACCCGCGAUACAUGGAAACUUAUGCUGAUCCGGAAGCCAGAGGAGGAGUGCUUGAACCGGAGGGCAUUGUAGAGAUUAAAUAUAAAGAGAAAGACCUGGUCAAGACAAUACACCGCUUGGAUCCCACCACAAUUGCGCUGAAAAAGGAAUUUGAUGACGCAAAUGCAUCUGGCGACAAGGUUAAGGCUGGUCAAGUAGACGAGAAAAUCAAGGCUCGACUCGCUGUCCUUAUGCACGUUUAUCACACGGUGGCAGUUCACUUUGCCGACCUACACGACACACCAGAACGGAUGCUGGAGAAGGAGUGCAUUAGUGAAAUUGUUCCUUGGCGCGAUUCCCGUCGCUGGCUUUACUGGCGUCUGCGUCGUCUCCUUUUGGAGGAUGCGUACAUCAAGAAGAUCCUGCGUGCUCAGGAUAACCUCUCUGUGGGUCAGGCCAAACAGAUGCUGCGACGCUGGCUGGUAGAGGAAAAGGGAGCCACAGAGGCUUAUCUGUGGGACAAAAAUGAGGAAAUGGUUUCUUGGUAUGAAGAGCAGAGCAAUGUCGAAUCUAUUGUUUCCCGCAACGUAAAUUCCGUAAGACGGGACGCUAUUAUUUCUACAAUUUCCAAAAUGCUCGAGGACUGUCCCGACGUAGCGCUGGACGCUGUGGUGGGUCUCUGCCAGGGACUGACGCCCGUAAAUCGGGGCGUGGUCGUACGCACACUAGCUCAGAUGCAGCUGAACGAGGAGUCUUCUAACAGCACCCAGGGAUGAUUCUACGCUAGGUUCUAAGUUCAUUCUAGGCCCCUAUCUCACCCCUUCCCGUACCCGCCUUUUCCCACAUUUCUCAUACCCCUUUUACGCUUGUAAAAUAUCGCAGAGCUUGCACGACAUGCAUAUUGUUUAGUUGAAUUUGUUUAAACGUAAUUAGCCUAAAUCUAGUUAUGUAUUGGAGUUGUAGGCAUGGGUAGAUGUUGCCUAAGUGGCAAAACUAGUAGACUAGUUGUAUCGUGUACAUACUUGAUUAUGUAUAUCCCUUGAAUACAAAACAUUCCAUUAGUUGUCUAAGAACUAAAGUCCUUUGUACACAGAGCUUUUUGAAUUAUAUGAGUUACUGAAAAUAUAUAUAUGGUACAAUACAUUUUUUAAAAUCGCUGGAUGGCAAUAA
Messenger RNA from Drosophila eugracilis, 7860 nucleotides. RefSeq names its product acetyl-CoA carboxylase (gene ACC). The transcript is spliced from 13 exons. Lineage: Eukaryota; Metazoa; Arthropoda; Insecta; Diptera; Drosophilidae. The record is from RefSeq and is a predicted model, not a curated record. Bases 18 to 7466 code for a protein of 2482 amino acids. Gene Ontology annotation, molecular function: ATP binding; acetyl-CoA carboxylase activity; metal ion binding. Gene Ontology annotation, biological process: fatty acid biosynthetic process.